AUGUCAGGCAUCGAGGCGGUUGGGCUGGUCCUCGGACUAUGGCCCGUUAUCGCAAGUCUUGUCAAAGGUUACAAGGCAGCUAAGGAUGGAGAUGACCGCGAUUUGCUUCUACGCAGGAUUGAUGUCCAGCAGAUCAUUUACGAACACUGUGUAAGACAGCUUGUUCAAGAAAAUGACCAAACUGUCGAUGAUAAUUUGACGAACACGGAAAUUAGGCAACUUGAUAUCUCAUUCUGGCAAAAGCCAUCAUUCCGAAUGAGACUGCGCAGUCGUCUCGGUACAAGAGACUUCGACUUGAUGGAGUCUGUCCUGAAGCAGAUCGAAACGACAAUGAACAGCCUACGUAGCCAACUUGAAAACGGCCAAGCUGAUCUUACAGUGACAGGCACGCGAAGGAGUCGAAUGAAGCAUCACUUUCGCCAGAUGAGAAUCAAUAUGCCGCACUCAGAAUUUCAGAAAUCCUUUGACAGACUGAAAGACCAUAACACGGAAUUGCAACAGCUCGUCCAGAUUUUCGAACAGUCCCAAAACACGCUGAAGUGGAAAUCUCCGGCUUCGAGCAGGAAGCGCCGGGCUUCGACCAUCAUGAGAUCAAAACGUGUAGCACCAAAGCAUAUAAACGAAUUCUCCCGAAUUCUCGAAAACAGCUAUAAUUGCAGCUGCAGCGGGGGACACGGUGCGGAUCUCAACAUCAAUGGGGACGCUCAGUUCCAAGUGUACUUCCAUAUCGGCGACGAAACCGAAACACCCUUCUCUGAAGCUUCCUCAGAAUCUCGACUUCCUACAAUGUCCACGGUAUCAGCAAUCAACAUCGGAAAUGAAGGCGAUUUGGAUAGAACGGGUCGAGUUAUGGCGCCUGAAAUUGUGGGCACACCUGAGCGUACGGAAUUCAGCAAAAGUCCAGGAAGCCAGGACGAUGCCAGGACAUCGUGGUCUCGAUCUCGCCACAACAGCACUAGCACUGGAUCCCACGAAAGACGCGCUACUCGUGCACUUCCAAUCAUAUUCUACCGGCCACUCUCCGAAUCUAACGACAAUGGGAGGGAAAUUUACGAUAUGUGCGAUCUAGUGAAAAGUCUAGAUAAGAACGUCGCGAACACUCGGAGAUCGUAUCAAACAGUUGGUACACUUGGCCAUGGUGGCAAACAUUUUGCAGCCCGCCCCAUAGACCCAGCAACGGCAGACAACCAUGUGAUAUCCCUCGACGAGAAGCUCCCUGAAGCCGAGGAUUGGCUGUUAUCCCGUCAACAGCGCGUCGAUAUCGCACAGAGACUCGCUCUGGCUAUUGUGCAGUUUUGGUCAACAUCUUGGAUUGACAGGUGGUGGACAUGGAGGGAUUUCUCAGUCAAGGAUGGUGAUGCCCGGGAGGUCCAACUCUUUGUGACGCGCACCAUCUUUGCACCAACUUCCGAGGCAAAGUCAACUGGGACGCCAGCAAGAAUCUGGAGGUUUCUUCGAGAGCCGCUGCUAGUUCGACUUGGGUUUGCAUUGAUCGAGUUGGCGCUGGGCAUGAGACUAUCUCGAUGGAGAGAACUGCGUAAGUAUGGCAAUACGACUGUUGAAGGACUUGGAGAAGACAGUCAGGACGAGAGGGAUUACGAUACCGCCCUAACCAUUCUAGGGCGGAAGAUAUUGCAGGAAGAGGUUAGUGUAGCAUAUCAGGCUGUGGUAGAGGCUUGCUUGAAGUGCGAAGUAGUUCGGGAAACAGUUCCAUCGAACCAAGACACGCAUUUCGAUGCUUUCCCUUCUGAAAUCUUCCUCUCGCGUGAUGGGAUUGUCGAACGAGGCAUGUGGAACCCCUGGAGUCGCCCCUUGUGGCUCCUGCGAGUCGGCAUUUUUGAAGAUCAUCAAUUCUGUCGCCAACUGAUUCGAGAGGUAAUACCAAGUCUGCCCUUCAUUGAAAUGGACCUGAGUAUUUUCGAAAACGUGGUCACGAUCGACGACGUCGCCCGUCAUCGUAUCCCGUGCAAAGUCGACGGUCUGGGCAUCGCACAAUGCUAA
Molecule: messenger RNA, 2001 nt
Organism: Colletotrichum phormii
Lineage: Eukaryota; Fungi; Ascomycota; Sordariomycetes; Glomerellales; Glomerellaceae
Exons: 4
Coding region: 1-2001 (666 amino acids)
Source: RefSeq, a predicted model, not a curated record